AUGUCUUUCUUUUCCAUUGGGGUCCUACUGGGCAUUCUCCCCCUUGGUUCCAGCCAGUUCCCUCGGGCAUGUGCCAAUUCGGACAGCCUGUUGAAGAAGGAGUGCUGCCCAGUUUGGCCUGGAGAUGGUUCCCCCUGUGGACAGCUUUCCGGUAGAGGAUCCUGCCGAGAUAUCCUUCUUUCAAACGCCCCGCUUGGUCCUCAGUACCCCUUCUCGGGGGUGGAUGACCGGGAAGACUGGCCUGCCGUGUUUUACAACAGGACGUGCCAAUGUUCGGGUAACUUUAUGGGUUUCCAUUGUGGCGAAUGCAAGUUCAACUUUGUGGGCCUUAACUGCAGUGAAAGGAGGAUGCGGGUAAGGAAGGACAUCUUUCGGAUCAGUGACAGGGAAAAGAAUCAGUUCCUUGCCUACCUCAAUUUGGCUAAGCACACCACCAGCCGGGACUUUGUCAUUGCCAUCGGGACAUACGCCCAGAUGAAUAAUGGCUCCAAUCCAAUGUUCCGGGAUAUCAACCUGUAUGACCUUUUUGUCUGGAUGCACUACUACGUAUCUCGGGACACCUUACUUGGAGGCACCAAUGUAUGGCAGAACAUCGAUUUCGCCCACGAGGCACCAGGCUUCCUUCCCUGGCAUCGACUAUUUUUGCUCAUGUGGGAAAAUGAGAUCCAGAAGCUUACGGGGAAUGAGAAUUUUACCAUCCCAUACUGGGACUGGAGAGACACUGAGAAUUGUGACGUCUGUACAGAUGACCUAAUGGGAGGCAGACACCCCACCAACCCAGAUAUUCUCAGCCCAGGCUCUUUUUUCUCCUCUUGGCAGGUGAUCUGCAGUCGAUCAGAAGAGUAUAACAGUCGCCAAGAACUCUGCAACGGCACCAACGAAGGGCCGUUACUCCGAAAUCCCGGGAACCAUGAUAGAGGACGGACGCCACGGCUUCCAUCAUCAGCAGAUGUUGAAUUCUGUUUAAGCCUCACAGAGUACGAGGCUGGGACCAUGGACAAAAUGGCCAACUUCAGCUUCAGGAACACUUUGGAAGGUUUUGCGAAUCCAAGUACCGCCAUUUCGAAUAUAUCCCAAAGCAGUUUGCACAAUGGCUUACACAUCUACAUGAAUGGCACCAUGUCUGAAGUACAAGGAUCAGCGAAUGAUCCGAUCUUUAUAUUGCACCAUGCCAUUGUUGACAGCAUCUUUGAACAGUGGCUCAGAAGACAUCAACCCGCGCGUGAGGUUUACCCUGCAGCCAAUGCCCCCAUUGGACACAACCGGGAAUACUACAUGGUCCCCUUCAUUCCGCUGUACAGGAACGGAGAAUUCUUCAUAUCAUCACAAGAGCUAGGAUACGAUUAUGAAUAUCUACAGGAUUCGAGUCCGGUGCCCUUCCAGAAUGCGUUUGUGUCUUAUUGGGAACAAGCCCGUCAGAUCUGGCCCUGGCUGGUGGGAGCGGCUGUGCUUGGUGGCAUCCUCACGGCACUGAUCGCUGGAUGCACCAUACUGGGAUGCCGUAAGAAGAAAGGGAUUUUAGAGGAGACUCAGCCUUUACUCAUGGAAAGCGACGAUUAUCAACACGUGACCUACCAGUCCCACUUAUAA
Messenger RNA from Eublepharis macularius, 1590 nucleotides. RefSeq names its product tyrosinase (gene TYR). Gene Ontology annotation, molecular function: tyrosinase activity. Bases 1 to 1590 code for a protein of 529 amino acids. NCBI's taxonomy places the organism in Eukaryota, Metazoa, Chordata, Lepidosauria, Squamata, Eublepharidae. The record is from RefSeq and is a predicted model, not a curated record. The transcript has 6 exons. Gene Ontology annotation, biological process: melanin biosynthetic process; pigmentation.